Vicia villosa (hairy vetch) is the source of this 1167-nucleotide messenger RNA. RefSeq lists its product as uncharacterized. Lineage: Eukaryota; Viridiplantae; Streptophyta; Magnoliopsida; Fabales; Fabaceae. The transcript is spliced from 3 exons. The record is from RefSeq and is a predicted model, not a curated record. Bases 1 to 1167 code for a protein of 388 amino acids.
AUGUCAGAAGAGUUCCCAGUUCCACUUUCAUCAAAGUUGAAAGAAGAUGAAAAGUUUUGCUUCAGGCCAGCUAUUGCCCAAAGAAUUAGGCUAAGGAUUCACCAUCGUGGUAAACUUGUGCACAGUCCUGUUAAAUGGUACCUAGAUGGGAUAGUUACAGAAUUGAAUUGGGCAUGGGAUGUUGAUUAUAUAUCCUACAUAGAACUAGAGAAAUUGAUUCAUGAGGUGGGAUAUAACAGUUUGAAGUGUAUUUGGUAUGUGAACCCUAGGUUUAGUUUUGCUAGGGGUCUGACAGCUAUAGAAAAUGACAGGGAUGUACUAAGGUUUAUCAAGGAUGUUGAGGGAUUUGAUGUUGUGAAUGUAUAUGUCGAGCAUGCCAUUGAUAUUCCUGAAAUAGUUGAUGAGGGUGUAGAAAUGGAUGUGGAUGGUACCAAUGUAACUGUUGAGGGUGAGAAAAAUGGUGUAGGAGUGGAAAAUACUGAAGGUGCUACAAAUGAUGAGGACAAUGCUGAUGGUGAGGGUGAUGUUGAAGUAGAGGCAAAUGUUGAUGGUGAGGGUGAUAACAUGAAUGAUGCUGAAAACAAUAUGGAUGGUAGUACAGAUGAUGAUGAUGACUUUGCACCUGAUACUGAUGAAGAGUCUAUAGAAGUGGAUUGGACUACAGUGUUACCUACAGAUACAUCAUCAAUGCCAACUGAGAAUGUUGUGGAUGAGGACUCAGAUCAGCUAUACACUCCACCUGGUAGUGAAGAUGAAGAAGAGUAUGAACAUUUUCCAAAUUUUCAAAGUUGUGGAGAUAAAAGGUUCAAGUUAGGGCUGGUGUUUAACAACAAGGAUAUCAUUAAGGAUGCUGUCAAGGAGUAUGCAAUGGUUAACAAUAAAAAUGUGUACUUCAAAAAAAAUGAUGCAAAAAGGAUGGUGGUCAAUUGUGAAGAAGGCUGCAAUUAUCAUUUGAGGUUUAGUAAGAGGGCUGGAAAUCAGUUUUGGCAAAUCACCUCCUUAUAUGAAGAACAUGCUUGUGCUAGGACUGCCUAUAAUAGGCAAUCAAAGACUGGAUGGUUGGCAAAGCAGAUUGUCCACAUUCUUAGACAUACUCCUAAUAUGAAACCAGCUGGGUUGAUAGCUAUAUCAAUUGAAAGAUGGGGUGUGAAGCUGUCAACAGACUAG